UUUCGUUUCCCAUUCUUUUUAUUUCAUUUUAAAGAAAUUAUUUCAUUUCAAGUUUCUCUUCAGAUUCUUUUUUGCAUCAAAAUAAGGGCAACCCAGGGUUUUGUGAAUGAAGAGACGAAUUUCUGCUUCUUCUCUUUGAUUUUUCUUGUGGAACAAUUGAUUGGUGUUCUUUAAAUUUUUAAGAAAUGUUCGUAGUUUGGUGGAAUUUGAAAGGUUUCAAAACAAAGGCAGUACGAGAUUAAAUCGCUGUAAUACGGACAGUGUCAAGAAGUUACGACAUCAAUGAAAAGGAAUGCCUGUCCUCGGUUAGGUUACAUAAUUUAUUCAUUUUAAAUUGGAAUGCAAUAAAUAACGGCCAGGAAUAUUCGGUUACAUCUACAAAUGGAUAAGUCUAAUUUACUGUCAGUGGAUGAUGAUUCCACCCUCGUAGGAGGGCCAAAGGAGCUGUCUCACCUUCUUUCUGAAGCACCCCACAGGAGAAAGUCUACCAUACUUUCAGAUGCAGAUAUGUACAAAAUAAUGGAGUGCCCUGUUUGUACUAAAUCCAUGUACCCACCUAUUCAGCAGUGUCCCAGUGGGCAUGCCUUAUGUUCAAAUUGCAAAAUGAAGGUCAAUAACAAGUGCCCUGUUUGCAAAAAGGAAAUUGGAAACAUAAGGUGUUUGGUUCUUGAAAAAUUUGCAGUUUCCCUUCUGCUUCCAUGCUCAAAUCACACUCUUGGUUGCCAGGAGAUGCUACCUUAUUAUGGCAAGGAGAAGCAUGAGUCCCAGUGCAUCUUCAGGCCAUACAGUUGCCCCUCCCCAGGAUCAGAGUGCUCUGUCAUGGGGGAUCUUCCAACACUUCUGGCACACCUUAGGGUGAGUCACAGGGUGGAUAUACAGACGGGGUCAAGUUUCAGCCAUUGUUACGUGAAACAGGAUCCCUGUUCAGUUGCUGAUGUAUCUUGGACGCUCUCUCUCUUCAAUUGUUUCAAUCAGUACUUCUGCCUUCACUUUGAAGCUUUUUCCCUGGGAACCGAGCCAGUUUACAUGGCGUUCUUGCGUUUUAUUGGCGAGGAAUCAGAAGCAAGAAAAUACGGAUACUGCCUUGAAGUAGGUGGAAACGGCCGGAAGCUGACAUGGCAUGGUAUACCACGGAGCAUUAGAACCCAUCAUAGGAGUGUCAGAGACAGUCAUGAUGGACUGAUAAUUCAGAGAAGCUUGGCCCUAUAUUUCUCUAAAGGUGAUGGAAAGGAGCUUAAGUUAAGAGUCUCUGGUAAAAUAUGGAAGGAAGAUUCAUAAACUUUGUUAAAUGAGGAACACAAAAAUAGAAACAAUGGCAAGAGAGGAUUCACAGUUGAGGAUGAAACGUGUUAACAACCAUAAUUGGUAGCAUGUAUAACUGCCUCUGUUUUCUAAGAAACGUGACGUGGAACUCUUUUCACCCUAAGGUCACUCAUGCACACAAGCCUGUCUUCUAAUUUUGAUCCUGACGUCGCAUUACUCGAAAGUAAAGGAAGAAUAGAAGAUCCAUUAGUACCAGAAAGUCUUCUCCCGGGCAACACUUGCCCAAAAUGAGAGGAAGAUAAAUCUCUGUACUUUUUUUUGCAUCAUUCACAUGUAGAUCUAAAAUGAAAGUGAGCGAACUUGGGGUUGGUCCUUUAUAUAUAUAAAAGGGAAGUUAUGUUUUGAAAGAAAAAUUAUGUUAAUAGAUUGGAAUUGGAUGCUUCCUAUUGAAUGACAA
Messenger RNA from Papaver somniferum (opium poppy), 1720 nucleotides. Its product is annotated as E3 ubiquitin-protein ligase SINAT4-like. NCBI's taxonomy places the organism in Eukaryota, Viridiplantae, Streptophyta, Magnoliopsida, Ranunculales, Papaveraceae. Bases 382 to 1278 code for a protein of 298 amino acids. Gene Ontology annotation, molecular function: protein binding; zinc ion binding; ubiquitin protein ligase activity. The record is from RefSeq and is a predicted model, not a curated record. Gene Ontology annotation, cellular component: cytoplasm. The transcript is spliced from 5 exons. Gene Ontology annotation, biological process: ubiquitin-dependent protein catabolic process; multicellular organism development.